GGGGUAAUGACUGCGAUGGGAAAGUGGAUGAACUGCGACGUGUCAGGGCGGCGGCGGGCGAUACGCGGUUCCACUUUCACAUGCUGGUUCGGCACAUUUCAAAUCUCAUCGGAAGACCAGGUAGAAGCUGGGGACACCCGCAUUCCCGUGACAUUUACCUUUCCGGAAUUCGCUGGGUAUUUAAAGUAAUGGCAAAGCCCAGGCCAGUGGUGGUUAGUGGACCUUCUGGAGCAGGCAAGAGCACUCUACUGAAGCUGCUUUUGGAGGAGUAUGAUCAAGUUUUUGGAUUCAGCGUUUCUCAUACAACAAGAAAUCCAAGGCCAGGUGAAGAAAAUGGUAGAGAUUACUAUUUUGUAUCGAGAGAGGAAAUGCUUCAUGGCAUCGAUGCGGGGGAAUUUAUAGAAAAUGCUGAGUUCUCAGGAAACAUAUACGGUACAAGUAAAAAAGCAGUGCAGGAGGUGCAAGCCAGAAACCAAAUCUGUAUUCUUGAUAUCGACAUGCAGGGUGUGAGGAAUAUCAAAAAAACAGACCUGUGCCCAAUUUAUAUUUCCAUUCAACCACCGUCAUUUGAAAUUCUUGAACAACGACUGAGACAGAGAAAAACUGAAACUGAGGAAAGUUUGCAAAAGAGGUUGGCAGCAGCAAAAUUGGACAUGGAAUUCAGUAAGGAGCCUGGUAUAUUUGAUGAAGUACUAAUUAAUGAUGUUUUAGAAGAUACCUAUAUUCGGUUGAGAUCGGUUCUUAGUGAGGUAAGCUAAAGGAAAUCCAAAGGGUGAGAGCUUUGCAGAACUGAACUAUUCCAAACUCCAUCCCACUCAAAAAUGUUAACAUUAUAUUCCCUCAAUAUAUACUAAGUGGGAAGAAUAAAAAUUUCCAUAAUACCAAUGUAUGUAUUGAAUAUCUUGGUGUGCUCUUUUAUUUUUGUUUGUUAGCUGUUGUUGAACUGGCAUUCCAUUUUUUGCCAGUGUCUAUUGUCCUUGGGAUGUUUUAUGAAUAAUAGGAAUACUUUUUUAAUAUAAGCAAAACGCUGGCAUGUUGCUCAUUAUAAUCAACUUUCUUUCUGUAACGCUUUGCAGGAAGGAAUUGUUCAACUUUUAUAGCUAGUGUUUUUUUUAAAGUGUAUAUACUAGAUAUCGUUAUACCAUCAACAGAAUAGAGACUCUCUGAACACAAGUUACUAGAACUGUUGUAUUUGUAAUGUAAGUAAUUGUGAAUAGACCAUGAACAUAAUUACUGUAUUGAAGUAGAAAGAGAAGAAUUAUUUUGUUGAAGAGAUAUGUCAUUUUUUGAGUUCUCCCAUCAAGCAAAAUUAGAUGACUAUUUACAACUGUCUUUGGGAUUAA
Messenger RNA from Hemiscyllium ocellatum (epaulette shark), 1343 nucleotides. Its product is annotated as guanylate kinase-like. Gene Ontology annotation, cellular component: cytosol. The coding region runs from base 81 to 758 and encodes 225 amino acids. The transcript is spliced from 8 exons. Lineage: Eukaryota; Metazoa; Chordata; Chondrichthyes; Orectolobiformes; Hemiscylliidae. The record is from RefSeq and is a predicted model, not a curated record. Gene Ontology annotation, molecular function: GMP kinase activity. Gene Ontology annotation, biological process: purine nucleotide metabolic process.